AUGCCCGUGCGAUUCGACGGCCAAGUGGCAAUCGUCACCGGGGCGGGCGGAGGCUUGGGUCGCGAAUACGCUCUUCUCCUGGCGGCUCGUGGAGCAAAAGUUCUCGUCAACGAUGUCGGGGUUGCCCUCUCUGGCGCCGCGAGCGAGUCUGCGAAGACAGACCAAGUUGUCGCGGAUAUUCGCGCGCGCGGAGGCGAGGCGGCGGCGGACUACAACUCUGUUUUGGACGGCCAAAAGAUCAUCGACCACGCUUUGUCGCUCUUUGGCCGAGUGGAUAUUCUCAUCAACAACGCGGGUGUUUUGCGCGAUGCUUCCUUCAUGAAAAUGACUCAUCAAGACUGGAAUCUCGUCCUCGAUGUCCACGUCAGAGGCGCGUAUGCGUGCACUAAGGCCGCGUGGCCUGUCAUGCAGAAACAAAACUACGGCCGAAUCAUCAUGACAGCCAGCGCCGCAGGACUAUACGGAAAUUUCGGACAAGCCAACUACUCGACAGCCAAGUCUGCUCUCGUGGGAUUUGCGAAGACGCUCGCGUUUGAGGGCGCGAAGAAGAACAUCCUCGUCAACUGUAUCGCCCCCCUUGCAGGCACACGCAUGACCGCCACGGUCCUCCCGCCUGAUCUCGUGGAAGCUAUGAAACCCGAGUUCGUCGCUCCACUGGUUGCAUUUCUCUGCAGCAAAGACUGCCGAGACUCUGGCCAGGUCCUCGAAGUCGGAGCGGGUUGGGUCGCGAGUGUGCGCUGGCAACGAAACAUCGGGCAUUCAUUCGCCACACCUCUCAGUCCAGAUGACAUCGCGCGAGAAUGGAGACACAUCCGGGACUUUUCCGGGGAAGUGGCGUAUCCAGCCUCUCUCCAGGACUCGAUGUUGAUGGUUAUGCAGCAGUUGCAACAGGGCACGAAACCAACAGACAAGCGCGCGGAGCAACGUGGUGCAUCAGACGCAAAGGAAGAAAAAAAAUCUGGGGCAAGUGCUCAAGAAGGCUCGGCAGCCAUAGGAAAAGCGGAAGUCAUUUUUAAGCUGAUGGACGCUUACAUCAGAAACGCACCUGACGCGCGACAGAAACUCCAGGAGAAAGUUGACAGCGUUUUUGGGUUUAAUGUGACAGACGGGAAGACGACUAAGUCGUGGUCCAUCAACCUCAAAAAGGGAAAUGCAGGCGGAGGCGUCGAGGACGGCUUGCACAGUUCGCCCGACGUGCUUUUCACGAUGGCCGCAGAGAAUUUCGUCUCCGUAUGUCUGGGAACGUUGAAUCCGCAAAUGGCUUUUGUUCAGGGGAAAAUGAAAAUCAAGGGCAGCAUGCAGAAGGCCACGAAAUUCACGCCGAGUCUGUUUCCGCCGAUUCCCAGGGAAGUCGUCGACAUGACGCCCGACUUGGCAGUCGAAACCUACCUGAAGGCGAACAAUUUUUCGUCUGUGCCCGCUCGCGCCUCAGCAAAUGAGCCACCAAAGAAAGAAGAAAAAGACGCGAAGCACGGAUCCGGAAAAGCACAAGUGCCGUCUCCGCGUGCGAAACAACUCAAAAGCAUGACUCUCUACGAAGUCAUGAAGAGGCACCUGGCGACGCCUGAAGGAGAAAAACUCGUGAAAAAGAUCAAAAGCGUCUAUCGACUGAAUAUUCUCCCGCGCAAGGGCGCGGACCCCGUGAAAGUUAUUUUGGAUCUGAAGAACAUGCCGCCGUCAAUUCGCGAAGAAGCCGAGCAGGAACAUGCAGCGUGCGACUGCACCAUCACUUUGUUGGACGAAGAUUUCGUGAAACUCGCCCUGGGGAAGAUGAAUCCGCAGCUUGCUUUUGUCCAGGGAAAGAUCAAGCUGAAGGGAUCGAUGCAGGCUGCCCUCAAGUUCACGCCAGACAUCUUCCCCAAAACCAGUCGACUAUAGAAAAAGUCUGGAAAAAAUGGCAUCCCAGACACAAGACUUUUGCCCGGAAGUGGAACAGGUCAGCAAGAAAUACACUUACGUAGAUUUUCACAACUCGGCAUGACCAGAAGCAUAGAGACAACAAAAGGCAUCAUGGUGUUAGGAGCCGGACUCAAGGCUUACACACUUCCCCCUGGGUGUCUUUGAAAGAGUAGCUUCAUAAAGGCUAUUUCAGUUUUUUCUCUGGUCCCUCGUGGUACGUGCCGCAUAAUUUCGUGGUGGUCCCGAACGUAAAGAAAAACAGACGAAGCCUUUUUCGGGGCAGGAUAGAGAUUAUGACUUCGACUACAGCUUCAGAUCUUGACAGUCUUUGUUUGCCGAAUCCACGUUCUAUUGCGGAAGGAAGAAAACAGGAAACGAAGACAGGGAAGAAGAACGAAAAAAAUAUGAGGAAACACAGAAGGAACGGCUUUGUUUAAGAGA
Molecule: messenger RNA, 2340 nt
Organism: Toxoplasma gondii ME49
Lineage: Eukaryota; Apicomplexa; Conoidasida; Eucoccidiorida; Sarcocystidae
Gene: HAD2SCP2
Product: sterol carrier protein-2 HAD-2SCP-2
Exons: 9
Coding region: 1-1878 (625 amino acids)
Molecular function (GO): oxidoreductase activity
Source: RefSeq, a predicted model, not a curated record